Messenger RNA from Acipenser ruthenus (sterlet), 5022 nucleotides. RefSeq names its product amphiphysin-like. The coding region runs from base 59 to 3967 and encodes 1302 amino acids. The record is from RefSeq and is a predicted model, not a curated record. The transcript has 26 exons. Gene Ontology annotation, biological process: synaptic vesicle endocytosis. NCBI's taxonomy places the organism in Eukaryota, Metazoa, Chordata, Actinopteri, Acipenseriformes, Acipenseridae. Gene Ontology annotation, molecular function: phospholipid binding; protein binding. Gene Ontology annotation, cellular component: plasma membrane; synaptic vesicle; cytoplasm.
CCAUCACAGUUUCUCCGGGUAUUCAAGCCCUGCUCAGUUAACUUCAGCACCAGCAGCCAUGGCCGAGAUCAAAACGGGCGUCUUUGCAAAAAAUGUCCAGAAAAGGAUCAGCAGAGCGCAGGAAAAGGUGCUUCAGAAGUUGGGGAAAGCCGAUGAAACAAAAGAUGAACAGUUUGAGCAGUUUAUCCUGAACUUCAAGAAACAGGAGGCAGAGGGGACGAGACUGCAGAGAGAACUGCGGGGAUAUUUAGCUGCUGUCAAAGCGAUGCAGGAGGCCUCCAUGAAGUUAACAGAGUCUCUACAUGAAGUCUAUGAACCUGAGUGGUAUGGCGCGGAUGACAUCAUGCUCAUUGGAAAGGGCUGUGAUGCUCUAUGGGAAGACUUUCAUCAGAGGCUGGUGGAUGGGGCCCUUAUAACCUUGGAUACUUACCUGGGACAGUUUCCUGACAUUAAAACUCGCAUUGCGAAGCGUAGCAGGAAGCUGGUGGACUAUGACAGCGCCAGGCAUCACUUAGAGUCCCUACAGAACGCCAAAAGAAAAGAUGAUGGCAAGAUGACUAAGGCAGAAGAAGAAUUCAACAAAGCACAGAAAGUAUUUGAAGAACUGAAUGUAGACUUGCAAGAAGAGCUCCCGUCUUUGUGGGACAGUCGAGUUGGUUUCUACGUGAACACAUUCAAGAAUGUAACAAACCUGGAGUCAAAGUUUCAUAAAGAAAUUUCAGCUCUGUGUCACAAGCUGUAUGAGGUGAUGACCAAGCUGGGAGAGCAACAUGCUGACAAGGCCUUUACUAUCCAAGGAGCACCAAGUGAUACUGGUCCACUGCGGCUUGCCAAGACACCCUCGCCCCCAGAUGAACCUUCACCGCCUGGCAGUCCUGAAGCCAGCCCCAAUCACAUGCUGGCACCCGCCUCACCAGCACCAGCUCGUCCAAAGUCUCCAACGCAGCUAAGAAAGGGUCCUCCUGUCCCACCUCCUCCAAAGCUCACCCCUACGAAAGAACUGCAUCAGGAACAAAUCUUCAACUUGUUUGAGGACAACUUUGUCCCAGAAAUCAAUGUCACCACACCCUCACAGAAUGAAGGACCAUGGGCUGUGAAAGAGGAGUCAUUACUAGAUCUGGAUUUUGACCCCUUCAAACCAGAUGCAACAACGCCGAUAGGGAAGACUCAGUCCCCCAGUUCUCAGGCAUUACCAUGGGAUUUGUGGACAGCAAGCGCUGGGCCAGCACCGCCUCCUGACUCUUCAAAAAGUCUCUCUCUCUGUAACCUCUCUGUGGAUGACAGCACUCAAAGUCACAAUGCAGAAGACAUUACCCAAUCAUAUUCUGACCAGGGUUCAAGCAGUGGCUUAGCAACAAGCUGGGGCUUAGACUUUAGCACCGCUAGUGUCAGUAAGGAGAUGGCAGCUAACAGAGACUCUGGGCAGCUGUCUUCCCAAGGAGAGCAAGGAGGGACUGUGGAUGAAGUUCACCAGUUAUGUUUGGACCUUGGGAAUCCUGUAGAGGGACAGGAGUGGCCACCAGCAGACAGCUGGCAGGAAGCACCUCUGGAGGAGCAGGCAGAUACUGCAGAUGCAGAGGUUAGGAGCUGGGAAAUCGAUCAGUGUCAAGAACAGGCCCUCGACAGUGAUCCCUGUGCUGUGGGUGACGGUUUAAUGGCAGGUGUUUUGAGUACAGAGGAUGUUCAUCUAGAGGGGGCUGGGGUAGAACAUCUAGGAGAGAAGAGUGAUGAAUUUUCAGAGAACAGCGAGGCAGGUUGGAUAGAAGAAACAACAAUCGAUGAGCUCAAUAUGCCAGGGAUAAUAUUUACUGAUGAAUAUGGGCAGGAGAUACAGGAGGAAACCCUGGUAGGGGUAGGGCAAGGCUUUGGUUGUGUGGACAGUGCAGAUGAACUGUAUCCUGAUGACAAACCUUUAGAAGUAGUCGAGAAUGAAGGCGGAUAUGUAAAAGAUUCUGCGUGGACAGAGGUGGAUAAUAAAGGGCAGGUUGAGGAGGGGGACCAAAUGGAUGGCGAGAUUAUGGAGGCUCAAUGUGUAAAUACUGUAGAAAGUGAUGAUACUGGCCUUGAAGCAUUUACAGAGGGGGUUGACGAGAGUCAGAGCACAGAGAGCAGUGUGUCAGAGGGCCUGAAACAAUGGAAUAGCACGUGUCAAGUUGGUACUUCCAUUGAAGAACCUGAGAACCUGGGAGCAGAAGUAUCAGGUAAUGUGGGGUUUGUGUCCGAGUCUAUGGUGGGAAACUGGAAUGUGGAAACAGAAAUACAUAACUUCAGUGACACCAAGUCUGAGGAUGAGUCCAGCUUUUUAGGACAAUCAGAACAGAAUCAGAGCCUGAUCGACCCUUUUCAGAAGGAGGUUGCCCUGGAACCCAGUUCAGAUAGUGCACUCCAAAUGCAAGACACUAACCGCAUAGGGGCUGAUGUUCAUGCAGAGUGGCCUCUUUGCCCAGAAACUGUAGAAAAGACGCUGACAAACAAAGAAGAAAAAGGAGGCAGCUGCGGUUCUGACACAUGGGGAGCAGAUAAAAAUCACAUCUGGCCAGAAAACUGGGAACCAAUGGUAAGCAAUGAUGAUUGGGGGUUUUCCGCCCCCCCAGAAGGUCAGGCCAAUGGCUUCAACCAAUGGCCAGCAUUUCCUGGGGCACCUGAUGAUACAGAAGGAAGCAACAGUAACCCCUGGCAUGAGAUCAGUGACAGCAGUGGGUUUUGGCCCACUGGCGGUUUGGGAGACUUUGGAACUGAAUGGGGUGGUACCAUUUUAACAGAUGGGGACCAGAAAAAUAGCUCUUUUACAAGCCAAAAUGUGGUUGGGGAAGAAGAAAGUAACAGCCUGGUAGAGACGGUCAAAGAUCUGGCCAAACCACAGGGUCACUUCAGGAACUCCAAGAACACUAGCAUCGAGAGUUCAUCCAGUCCAAAAGAUAAUGAAAACAGCUCUGACUUAUCAGAAGAUGAGGUUGCAAACCAGAGAUAUGGAACAUUAUACCAGGAAAUAGAUGCUGAGAAGGAAGAGGUAUCCAACAAUGCUUUUAAUGGAUUCUCUCAGCUGGAUGCGGGCACCUCCAUGUUUACCUCAGAUUCUAACCCGAGUGUGUUCGAUACAAUGCCUGAUGCAGAAGUCCCUCCUGCUGUGGAUUCUCGGGCCCCUGAGGCCCCCUCUGAGCCAGCCCAGGAAACUCUGCCAGCUGAGCCUCAGCAGGCAACAGAGAAGGCCGUGGACAAUGUUGAGGCGGAAGUGAAAGAGCCUGUAGUAAGCGCUGAGGCAGAGAGCACAGAGGCUACAACAGUGAAUGUGGAAAGUGAAUCGCCCCCAGCAAAAGAUCUGGCAUCAGCAGUGGAUGUAGAAAACGAAUCCCCCACAACACAGGCUCCGGCUUCAGCAGUGGAUGUGGAAACUGAGUCCCCAACUGCACAGGCUCCGAAUGUAGAGCCUGAAGUAGAAGAUGAAAAUAAAGAGGUUACUGAAGACACUGAGAAUAAGCAGUUCCAGGAAAAGAUGACUAUACCAUCAGUGGUCAUUGAACCAGCAUCAAACAAUGAAUGGGAUGAUGAGGAACUACAGGCUGAAGAUGUCUUAGAACCGGAGGUGGUACCUGAGCCUGACAGCAAAGUCAGUGACAGCAGGGAAAUGCCAGCAGCAAUACCAGAGGAGCCAGCAGCAGCAGCAGCAGCUCAGGAGAGUCAGCCACUUACAGAACCAGCAGUGGAGACUAAACCUGAAGUUGCUACAACACAAAGCCUGCCUCCUGGGUACCUCUAUAAGGCUGAAGCACUACAUGAUUUUGAAGCUGCAAGUUCAGAUGAACUUGAUUUGAAGAAAGGCGAUCUUGUCUUAGUUAUUCCUACUGCCCUAGUGGAAGAUCAGGAAGCUGGCUGGCUAACUGGAAUUGCAGAGAAUGACUGGCUGCAGUAUCAUGAUAUCACCCAUAAGGGACUGUUUCCAGAAAACUUCACUCAACGCAUUGAAUAGAGAUCUGAGAAAGCAGAUGGUUUAACCAGCUGACUGACUUCUGAGCUAAAUGCAGCAAAAAACAUGGUUCUCCGUAUUCUGGUGAUUCCAUUAGCAAAUGGCUGAAGUGGAAAUUUUUAAAAUGAUUUUAACAAUAUGAAAAAACUGGAGCAUGAAGCAAGAGUAUGGUCUCCCUUCUUCUGAAACCAAUAACUAAAUAUGUUUGUUUACCUGUAAGCAGCAACGAAUUUAUUUGUGCUUUGUUGGGAGCUGUGGUGAUCCCACAUGUAACCCCUUCCUGUGAAAAAAAGAAAACGCUAAUUCCUCUUAAGACAAUGACCUUAUCUUCUCUGCACUAAGUGUAUUGUAUGAAUUUGUUGCUCUGCAGCAGAUUUUUUGGUAACCUGUAGUGAUAUAAUAAUCUAUAUAACAGUUGAAAGUGUUACACAAUUGCUGAGAAUUUUUUAAAUGUUUAAUUUGUCAUAAAUGUGACCCUUGCAUCGUAGAUUUGUUUUCUCUGUAGUGUCAUUGCUGAGUGCGUUGCUAUGAUGAUAUUAGGCAUUUUGGUGUUCAUAAACAAAACUUGCUGUUCCUCUGCCAAAAAAACAACAACAUAACAGUAUAGGAUGUAUUGUGUAUUUCCAGUGUUAAAUAUCUAUAAUGUUUUACAAGAGAGCCUUUCACAAAUGAAGACUAUCUACUACAGAGUGUUAACACAUCCUCCAAAUAUGUGCUUCAUAAUGAUAAACACCUAGUAAUAACUAUGAUAACAGAAGUCAAAAUUGAACUCCAAAGUAAGAAAAUUCUGUAAAAUCAUAUACAAAUUAUUUAUUUAUGUUAUCAUUAACUAUAUUUUCCAUUUUAUUUUUUAUAAGUAAAAGCUAAUGGGGGAGGGGUGGACAGUAAUGCAAUACAUGUAACUGUUAAUAUAGCUCCCAUAGUCGUAUCUGUUCAAUAAUAGCUGGAUUAACAUUGUAGUGUGCUAACCGUCAACCUUCAUAGUAGAACCCAUUGUGAUGUACAUGCUUAUGUUUCUUAAUUUAAUGUGAAUAAAAAAUAGUUCACAAAGAUAUAAA